Molecule: messenger RNA, 788 nt
Organism: Clunio marinus
Lineage: Eukaryota; Metazoa; Arthropoda; Insecta; Diptera; Chironomidae
Source: the annotation of a GenBank genome assembly
CGAGUUUUUAUACCUUUUGGAGUGAAACAUUUUUUCAUCUCAAAUUAAUCCAAAAAUUUUGUAAAAAUUCUUGAAAACAUAAGGUAAAUAAUGCCAAAAAAACUUGCAACAAACACAAAAUCUGUAGAAGCUCGUGAAAGAAAGGCGACCGUCAAAAAAGAGAAGAAUGAAGCUGAUGAAAGACGAAAGGAAGAAGCAAAAUGGGCAGAUGAUGAUAAAUCUUUAGCUAAAAAGCUCGAAAGAAAACAAGAAGAGGAACGGAAAAAAGCAGAAGCACUUAGGAAAAAAGCUGAGGCAAAAGCGUUACUCGAUCAAGAAGAAAAAUCAAUUAAAACAACUGGCAAGAUUUCACAGGCAAAGAUGACACGAGCUCAAGUUGAAGAAGAAGUGAGGAAACGAAACAAAGCUGUUGAAAACAUUAACAACCCUCCAAAACCUGUCGUUCCUAAAGUUGUUCCGCUGGAAGAAAAUUUUAAUCGAGUCAUGGCUGACGUUCACGUCGCUUCAAAUGUUGACCAAGCAAUUUCUGUUCUUCGAAUUAAUGAUACAGAAGACGAUAAACACCCUGAAAAACGAAUGAAAGCUGCUUUCAAAGCCUAUGAAGAUGCCCAACUACCAGUCAUUAAAUCUGAAAAUCCAUCUCUGAAACUCUCUCAACUAAAGCAAAUCAUUUUCAAGAACUGGCAAAAAAGUCCUGUAAAUCCUUUAAAUAAAGUUAAAUAAUUUUAAAAAUUAUUUGAUGUACGAAACUGUGAACUUAAAUAAAACUUAAAAUCAUGUUUAAAGAA